GGGAUCUGAACCUUUUGCUUGGGCUGGACCGGGACGGCAGGGCGAGCGGACGGCUCUUCUGCGGGAACUAAGCGCACAUCCAGCGGUUCAAUUCUUGUUUUCUUUGCCCCGUUCCCCCCUUUGUUUUUUGUGCUUUUUCCCUUCUUGAAAUGCGGAGGUAGACUACGGAGGACCAGUUGCGCACCAAGGAUAAAACUUGUUGGAAAGAGUUUAGGAGAAGAUGAUGGGCUUAGAGGUCAUCGUGCUCUGUCUGCUCUUUGGAGCUUUGACGCACGGCCAGGCUCCAGAGUGUACCAAAAAAAAUGAAUGUCCCAUUGAUGUUUACUUUACGAUUGAUACAUCCGAGACCAUCGCCCUACAGGAGCCACCCCCCGGAUCACUGGUGGAGAGUAUUAAGUCAUUCACAGAGCAGUUUGCACAGCGUUUGGAGGACCAUGAGUUCAAAGGAGUGGUGAGAAUCAAUUGGAACCUCGGAGGACUUCACUUCUCGCAGAGACAGGAAGUGUUCAGUCGCAUGGCCUCCAAGAGCGAGUUCAUUGCUGGGGUCUCAAAGAUCCGCUACCUGGGAAAGGGCACCUACAUCGACUGCGCCAUCGCCAACAUGACCCAGGAGAUGGUGCGCUCACCCACAUACCCUAAAUCUCUGCGCUUCGCUGUAGUCAUCACCGACGGACACGUGACAGGAAACCCAUGUGGAGGCAUCAAAGUGGCAGCAGAGAAAGCUCGUGACGAAGGCAUCCGCAUCUUUGUUGUGGCAGCUUCAAAGAACGUGGACGAGAAUGGGCUGAAGGAGAUCGCCAACUCCCCGGCAGCGGUUUACAGGAGAGAUUUCAUGGCUGUGGAUUUGAGUCAGGGGAGGGCGAUCAUUCACACCGAAACCAUGGACCGCAUUAUCAAAACUAUGAAACAUUUGGCCUAUGUUGAGUGCUACAGUGUGUCAUGUCUGGAGACACGUGGGCCUCCUGGUCCAAAAGGCCACAGAGGACAGAAAGGAGCAAAAGGAGACAACGGAGAACCAGGGCUGAAGGGAGAAAGGGGUCGCCCAGGAGACCCCGGUAUUGAGGGUCCCAUUGGUCAGCCCGGUAUCAAAGGAGAGCCUGGUCUAAAAGGCGAUAAGGGAGAGAUGGGAGCUCAGGGGAAGAAGGGCGCCGGUGGUAUUCCAGGGCGUGACGGAAGAGACGGACAAAAGGGUAAAAUCGGACGCAUUGGUGCACCUGGCUGCAAAGGAGACCCAGGCGACAGAGGUUCUGAUGGUCAUCCCGGAGACGUGGGUGAGCGGGGUCUUCCAGGAACUGAAGGAGAGAAGGGAGAUGCUGGUCGCCCUGGGAGAUCUGGCCCACCUGGAGUUGUUGGAGAUCCUGGACCAAAGGGCGAGAGGGGAAAUCCUGGGUCACCCGGCCCCCCUGGACAAAAAGGAAACCUUGGGACUCCUGGACAACCGGGGCCCCGAGGAGAGCCAGGAAGAAGAGGAGACUAUGGGCCAAAAGGUGCUCAGGGGACAGCAGGAACUCCAGGUGAAAAGGGUGAAAUGGGACCAGAGGGUUUGAGAGGACUCCCUGGUGAAUCUGGAAGCAAAGGAGGGAAGGGAGACUCAGGUUUGCCUGGACCUAGAGGACCACCAGGGCCCGCUGGAGAAGCUGGACGCAAUGGAACCAGAGGCGAUCCUGGUGAUGCUGGACCAAGAGGCGAACCUGGCCUUGCAGGACCAAAAGGAGAUGCUGGAAGACCUGGUUUUAGCUUCCCUGGAUCACGAGGGCCAUCAGGAGAAAAAGGUGAGAAGGGAAACCGAGGACCCCGUGGAAGCAGAGGAGACUGUGGGCAGAAGGGUGGACCAGGCGACAAGGGGAUUCCAGGAGAAGCAGGCGAGCCAGGACCUAGCGGUGAACCUGGUCCAAGAGGUCCACGGGGAGAGAGGGGCCGUGAUGGGGAUCCUGGCCCUGAGGGAGAUCCUGGUCUCACAGAAUGUGACGUGAUGAACUACAUCCGGGAGACAUGUGGCUGCUGUGACUGUGAGAAACGAUGUGGAGCAUUGGACAUUGUGUUUGUGAUUGAUAGCUCAGAGUCAGUGGGACUUACCAAUUUCACUUUGGAGAAAAACUUUGUCAUCAACACCAUAAAUAGACUUGGGUCUCUGGCCACAGAUCCCGACGCUGAGUCAGGCACACGAGUGGGAGUUGUUCAGUACAGUCACAGUGGGACCUUCCAGGCAAUCCGUCUUGACGACCCCAAGAUUGAUUCACUGUCGACUUUUAAGGAAGCAGUUAAGCGAUUGGAGUGGAUCGCUGGAGGAACCUGGACUCCCUCUGCUCUAAAAUAUGCCUAUGACAACCUGAUCCGGGACAGCCGCAGAGCCAAAGCCAAUGUGACUGUGGUGGUCAUCACAGAUGGACGCUUUGACCCAAGGGACAAUGACACGCUGCUCACUUACCUGUGCAGUGACCCACGUGUUGAUGUGAGCGCUAUCGGCAUUGGAGACAUGUUUGAUCAAAUUGAAGAGAAUGAGAUCCUUAACAGUAUCGCUUGUCAGAGGGAUGGCAGGGUCCUGGGCAUGAGGCGUUUUGCUGACCUUGUGGCCGAAGAGUUCAUCGACAAGAUCGAGACAGUCCUCUGCCCUGAUCCCGUUGUGGUGUGUCCUGAACUACCUUGUAAAUCAGAGCCGGCUGUUGCCAGUUGUGUCCAGAGGCCUGUGGAUAUAGUGUUCCUGUUGGAUGGCUCCGAGAGAAUGGGGCUGGAGAACCAUCGCCAGGCUAAAGAGUUCAUCGAGAACGUGGCUCGCCGCCUGACUUUAGCCAAUGGUCCUUCAGAUGAGAAAAACGCCCGUGUGGCUCUGCUGCAGUACGGCAGCCCCACAGAGCAGAGGGUGGAGUUUCCUCUUACACACAACCUCACUGUGAUUGCUGAUUCACUGGCUGCUGUCAAGUACAUGGACUCCUCCUCUGCUCUAGGCAGUGCCAUCAUCCAUGCAGUCAACAACCUGGUCCUCUCACAGCGAGACCGUGUGGCUCGGCGUAAUGCUGAAGUGGCCUUUGUCUUCAUCACUGAUGGCAUCACCUCAAGUGAACAGCUGGAGGAGGGUGUGUCAGCCAUGAGGAGGGCAGAGGGCGUUCCCACGGUGAUCGCCAUGGGCACAGACACAGAUGAGGAAGUGCUGAGGAAGGUGGCGCUAGGAGACAUGACAGCUAUUUUCAGAGGAUCCGACUAUUCCAUGCUGAACAAACCAGCAUUCUUUGAGCGCUUCUUCCGCUGGAUAUGCUAGUGGAUAUGCUAGGACCUGUAAUGCUUAACGCCACAGUAUCCAUAGGACAGGCCCAGCAGCAGUGUUAAUACACAGCUUAGAUUUUACCAGAAGGGAGGCACUGUGUUACUGCUGAAAGGUAAUUUAAAUCCAACUAGUCCCAAGUACAUGAAAAGACACACACAAACUGCAUAGUUGUUUUCUGUUCAUCCCAUGGAUAACCAAAGACUGUCCUAAAGGAGAAUUCUGAUUAUUGAAUGUGUAACUUGAGGCUUUAUUUUGUUUUCAUUUAGUUUCAGUUUCCAAUAAGGUUUUUCACUGUCAUUUAAGUCAGUAUAUUCAUUAAAGGUGCUAAAAAGGAGAAAGCCAUGUGACUGGUUUUGAAACGUUUACUCCAUAAAGUGACUGUUCUUAAUAUAGGUCGUUUAUAUGUUUAUGAUGAAGAUAUGUUUUUCCCAGGGAUACAAGCACAAGCACGCCCUACACCCAAACACAAACAUCUCACAUUUUCACCCAUGCACACUUUUUUCAACAUUUACAAACACAAGGAAAUAUCAAAGGUACAAUCAGAAUGUACAAAUCCAAAUAAAAUCUAAUUUGGUGAACCAAA
Messenger RNA from Periophthalmus magnuspinnatus, 3845 nucleotides. RefSeq names its product collagen, type VI, alpha 2 (gene col6a2). The coding region runs from base 221 to 3256 and encodes 1011 amino acids. NCBI's taxonomy places the organism in Eukaryota, Metazoa, Chordata, Actinopteri, Gobiiformes, Gobiidae. The record is from RefSeq and is a predicted model, not a curated record. The transcript has 32 exons.